AUGUCUUUCCUCUCAACCUCAUUGGCCUCCGCAACGCCUUCAACAAUUGCGACAGCAACUAUAGCGGCUAUCGUGAUCGUAGUGUCUCUGUUCCCUCAAAUGUUCUGGUCACGAAAACCAAAAUGGCAGCCUGCCGGCAAGCAAUGUGUCGUGACGGGUGGUAGUUCAGGGCUCGGCCUAGCACUCGCUACGCUCCUCGUCAAGAGAGGAGCACAUGUAGCGGUCAUAGCUCGCGACCAAAAGAAGCUCGAUGACGCGUUGAAGAUUCUGGAGGCAGCACGCGUCAACCCAGAUCAGAUCCUCUCUGCCCAUUCGCAUUCACUCGCCACCUUAUCAGAGUCAAAGCUCGCUCUCGAAAAUGCCGCCAAGUCACAUGGUGGACGUGCUCCUGAUGCUAUAUUCACUUGUGCGGGCAUUUCCACUCCCAACUAUUUUUUGACCUCCGAGGAAGAAGACCUGACGAGUGGAAUGACGAAUGCAUAUUGGAUUCAGGCAUUCCCCGCUCUG
Molecule: messenger RNA, 507 nt
Organism: Acaulospora colombiana
Lineage: Eukaryota; Fungi; Glomeromycota; Glomeromycetes; Diversisporales; Acaulosporaceae
Source: the annotation of a GenBank genome assembly